This is a messenger RNA of Colius striatus (speckled mousebird), 4733 nucleotides long. RefSeq names its product nicalin (gene NCLN). The record is from RefSeq and is a predicted model, not a curated record. Gene Ontology annotation, biological process: regulation of signal transduction. Gene Ontology annotation, cellular component: endoplasmic reticulum membrane. NCBI's taxonomy places the organism in Eukaryota, Metazoa, Chordata, Aves, Coliiformes, Coliidae. The coding region runs from base 514 to 1950 and encodes 478 amino acids. The transcript has 16 exons.
UUCACCGUGUACCGCAUGCAGCAGUACGAGCUGGGCGGGCAGCCCUACGGACAAGGGGAGAUGGAAAGAAGCUGAAACACAAAAAGUUCCAUUUAAACAUAGGGAAAAACUCCUUCACAGUUGAGGUGAGAGAGCCCUGGCCCAGGCUGCCCAGGGAGGGGGUGGAGGCUCCUUCUCAGGAGGUUUCCAACCCCAGCUGGACACGUUCCUGUGCCCUCUGAGCCAGGGGAACCUGCUUGAGCAGGGGCUGGGGCUGGAGCAGCUCUGCAGGGCCCUUCCAGUCCCACCAUUUGAAGGUUCUACAUUGUUCUGUUGGAUGCAAGAAAGAGCCACAGAUCCAUGUUCCUUCUCAGACAAAGGGAAAGAGACAAACCUGGCUUUCUGCACAUCUUACUUGCUCUGCUGUUCAUCAGACUGUCACCAAGUCUGUCCUGAGAAGGAGGCACCAGGAGCGCGGUGCUGAACACCGAAGCCCGUACCAUAGAAGCAGACGUCCUGAGCCGCCGCUGCGUCAUGAUGCGCCUGGUGGAUUUCUCCUAUGAGCAGUACCAGAAGGCUCUGCGCCAGUCAGCUGGGGCUGUGGUCAUCAUCUUGCCACGAUCCAUCUCUUCUGUCCCACAAGAUGUUGUCAGGCAAUUCAUGGAGAUCGAGCCGGAAAUGCUCGCUAUGGAAACCAUCGUGCCAGUCUACUUUGCAGUGGAAGAUGAAGAGCUACUGUCUAUAUAUGAACAGACACGGGCUGCUUCUGCAUCACAGGGCUCUGCCUCAGCUGCAGAAGUUCUGCUGCACACAGCAACUGCCAAUGGCUUCCAGAUGGUGACCAGUGGGGCUCAAAGCAAAGCCAUCAACGACUGGCUCAUCCCCAGCGUGGAGGGAAGGCUAACAGGGCUGGGUGGAGAAGAUCUGCCCACUGUUGUGAUAGUUGCCCACUAUGAUUCUUUUGGAGUGGCUCCAUGGCUGUCACAUGGUGCUGACUCCAAUGGCAGUGGGAUCUCAGUGCUGCUGGAACUAGCCAGGCUGUUCUCCCGGCUCUACACCUACAGACGGACCCACGCUGGGUAUAACUUGCUGUUCUUUGCAUCUGGAGGUGGAAAGUUUAAUUACCAAGGAACCAAGAGGUGGCUGGAAGACAACUUGGACCACACUGAUUCCAGCUUGCUGCAGGACAAUGUAGCAUUUGUUCUCUGCCUUGAUACUCUGGGCCGAGGCAAUAGCCUUCAUCUCCAUGUGUCAAAGCCUCCCAAGGAGGGGACCUUGCAGCAUGCCUUUCUGAGAGAACUGGAGAUGGUUGUUGCCAGCCAGUUCCCAGAGGUGAAGUUUUCCAUGGUGCACAAGAAGAUCAAUUUGGCUGAGGACAUGCUGGCGUGGGAGCACGAGCGUUUCGCCAUCCGCCGCCUGCCAGCCUUCACCAUCUCCCACCUGGAGAGCCACAGGGACAGCCUCCGCAACAGCAUCAUGGACAGGAGGGCACGAAUAGACACUAAGGCACUAACCAGGAAUACUAGGAUCAUUGCUGAGGCUCUGACAAGGGUCAUCUACAACUUAACAGACAAGGGAGCACCUGCAGAUCUGCAGAUCUUCACAGAUCAGAUGCAGAUCCAGCAGGAACAACUAGAAUCAGUGAUGGACUGGCUGAGCAGUCAGCCCAGGGCUGCCCAGCUGAUAGAUAAAGACAGCACCUUCCUCAACACCUUAGAGUAUUACAUGGGUCGCUACCUGAAGGAUGUCAAACAGCAUCAUGUAAAGGCAGACAAACGGGACCCUGAGUUUGUUUUCUAUGACCAGCUGAAACAGGUGAUGAAUGCAUACAGGGUCAAGCCAGCUAUCUUUGACCUGCUUCUGGCUGUCUGUAUUGCAGCCUACCUUGGUGUUGCCUAUGUUGCAGUGCAGCACUUUGGUCUCCUUUACAAGAUGAUACAGAGAUUGUCUCUUAAAACCAAGCAGCAGUGAAGCAAUGUGUCAUCACCCCUCCAGCAGCACUGAGCCAUCGGUGAGCCCAUCAGGAACCUUCUGCCUUCAUUGAAUCCUGCUGUUUCCCUUCCCCCAUCUCCUCUUUGCUAUUCUAUAGAGGGGAGGAAGGCAGAAAGAAAAUGAAAUUGAAAACUAUUGUGCACCUUUUGAAGUGCUUUUCUUCACCUUCUUCCCCCUGACUUGCACCAUGUCUGGUUUCCUUUGCUUUCUGGCGAGGGAGAGGCUCAGAGACUUCAGUAGUUCCUGCAGGUUGUUUAAACAGUGAACAUCCAAAUCUGAGCAGCUUCUGUAAGUGUCCAGCACCUUCAUGGACACAUAUGCCAUGCAGCCAACUUGGAAACUGAAACUGCAGAGUAGAGUGAUGUGUUAUCUCUGCCCAGCAAACGAGAGCUCAGAGCAGUUGUUUUAAGACCAAAAAAGUGCACAUGCAAAUGAAAGAGAAUAGUGUUUGCAUGUUUGCUUCUGACACCUCUUCCUUAAGCUCCCUGUCUGGCCUGAGGAAGGUGUGCUGAGCAAGCAGUGCUUGCAGCAAGCAUCUCCUUGCAUUUUGUUUAGACUGUGCAAUAACUCAUUGCUUUCCAGGAGAGGUGCACUGGAAACAAUCUUGACUGUUAAUGACAGAAUGAGGGAAGGUUGUUAGAAUGGGUUCAUUCUGUCAGGGUUCUUGCCAGGACAGAUUCUCUCCUUUCUCUCUUGGAGGAUGCAUUUUGCUGCAUACUUAGAUUCUCUUGCAAUCCUUGAACAGUUCACAGCUGCCACCACUCUCUGCUAAACUCUUGCUUGGUUUUUAAGGGGUGUUCUGCAGUCCCAGCUGCUGCAGGAUUGUGUUCUGUGCUGUUCCAUGUAUUUAAACGAGCUGGUUGUAUUAAUAGCAAGAGCAGCCCAGCUCCUGCUGAGCUCUGGUCUUUAAUCCCUUCAGUCUUUAUUCCUCAGCUUUCUCUUCCAGGUGGGUUCUGCUUUUUGAGGCAUUUUUCCCACGUUCACCUGCAUCUCAGGGUCUCAUUUCACAUUUUUUCAGCCCUGUGGAAACACUGUUCCUGGCCUGCCACAUACAAGCAAGUUCCAAAGUGCUUGUUGCUGUCCUUUCAUGUGCUGCCCCCAGUAUGUAUGAAGGGAGGUGGGUCACUUUGCCAUUAAAAAGCAAAACAAACCAAGUUUUAUGAAUGUCAUUUUAGUCAUGUCUGUUUCUAGAGCUGUACCUAAGGGAAUGUGUCUCAGAACACAUGCUCUCUAUUGCUUUUAUCCUUGAGCAAGCCUUAUUUUUAGCUUGCUGAUGCUUCUGGAUGGAGAGAGCUAUGUAGUUGCCCAAAACCAAUUGCCAGUGCUGUUCAAAGAUCAGGAGGGCCAGGAAGCCAGUUGCUGAAGCAUUGUCAUCAUCCUAAGUUUGAGUCUUUCCUGACUUGCACCAUCCAAGGUAAGCAGGCCACUUGUCACCACUUUCUGGUGAGAGCUGAAUGCCCUUUCUGAGCAGUGUUGCACAUUGUUUACCCUCAAGUUCUUCUGGAAAACACAUCAAGAUGCUGACAGCAGGUCAUAGUUCUAGUUCUGGAAGAUGUCCUGGUGCAAAACCACUGUCCUGCCACUCAACAGUGUUUGAGUCCUUUGUGAGGUCUCUUCACUGGCCAGUGGUGACUUCCAGUGUUUAAAAAUGACUACUUGUGUUUCAAACAGCACCUUCUGCAGGGGCUGAAAAGCACCUGUGAGUUUGAAUGAAGGUGUACCCUUUGUUGUAAUAUGCAAGGAAAACUCCAGCUGUGCAUCCUUGUCUGCACCACAGCUGCUGUGUGUUGCUUGUGGUCAAGCACUGUCUUUGUCCUUUGGAUGGGCACCAAAGCACUGAUUUCCAUCCAUCUUUGUUUCACUUCAGUCUCCUCCUUGGGGUGUUCUUGUCCCAUGUGCUUUCUGCUAGUCUAAAUGGGCAGCAACUUGUUCUGAAAAGGGUCUUUUCUUUCCCAGGGGAGCAUGCUGGUGGCAGUGGCUCUCUGUGACAGCAGCUGGUGUGGUACCAAGCACUCCUGAAAUAGCAGCCCAUCAGGGAAACUUGCCUUUUUCUUUAUCCUGAUCUUUUGACUGUUCAUUCAAAAUAAGUCUCUGCCUGCAUGAAGGGUUCCUGACACUCCUCUGCUAAAGGAUUUCAUGGUAACUUCAGAAGUGGCUGGAGUGGUGGGAAGACAAACCCUCGAGGUUUGGGACAUUAAAGCAAACACUUCAGCUCCUUGUGAUCUCAACAAGAAACUUCACACUCCUGCUGUGCUGAUGGCCAUCUGAAAGAAAAGUGGACAAAGGUCAAGGAGGAGAGUUCAUAAACCUGGGGGCAGGUGGGGAGGUGCAUUGCUGUCACACAUGAGGGUCCUGUGUCCUCUCAUCUGGUUGAAUGUAGUUUGAGUAACUCUUAUCUGGCUGCCCUAGAAAAUAGGGUGUUUUUUACUACAGAUAAUGGCUUAUGCUUUUGAUCAAAGUCUGUGUGCACUGAAACAUGAUCCAUGCAAAUCUAAGAGAGUCAAAUUCCACCUUUCUCAUCACUGGAACCGAGUGCCCAUCCCAGGAGUGAAACUUCCUUUCCCUACAUUGCUAUUUCCUUUGGGGACCUGACAGUAAAGCUUGUAAAUGGACUCUGCUCUUGUGAAGGAAAAACCAACAAGCCCAAGGCAAAUGGUGCCAGUCCCUCCUGCAGCAUACCUGACCAAUCCUGUCACCCCCACACCAUGCAAAGGCAGAAACCCAACAGCUUGUUCUGCUAGAAUAAAAUGUUCUCCACAGCA